Molecule: messenger RNA, 1376 nt
Organism: Scophthalmus maximus (turbot)
Lineage: Eukaryota; Metazoa; Chordata; Actinopteri; Pleuronectiformes; Scophthalmidae
Product: guanylate cyclase soluble subunit beta-2
Exons: 3
Coding region: 280-726 (148 amino acids)
Biological process (GO): receptor guanylyl cyclase signaling pathway; cGMP biosynthetic process; intracellular signal transduction
Molecular function (GO): guanylate cyclase activity; peptide receptor activity
Source: RefSeq, a predicted model, not a curated record
ACAGAUUUCCAGGAUAUAGUUUUAGUGCAUCCCAGGUCUGACCCCACUCUCUGUGUUAGUCAGUAGCUUUCUCCAGACUGUGCUACAACAAUUUGCAGAACAUAAAGCCAAAUUAUGAAUAAUAAUAAUGCAACUCUACCUAAUGAUCCUCAAUGUUCUUCUGGCCUCUGAGAAAAAGAACAGGCAUAAACAGAUGCAGGGAGCAGGGCCGCACGGUGUGUCACACUUAGCACUCAUGCCACAAUAUAUCGACCACUGUUGUCUUGUAUUCCAGCCAGUAUGUUUGCGCUGACAUGGCGUGCAUGUGUGUUUCAGAUCCGUGUGGGCCUCCACACCGGCCCCGUGUUGGCUGGGGUGGUGGGGGAGAAGAUGCCUCGCUACUGCCUGUUUGGGGACACCGUUAACACGGCCUCCAGAAUGGAGAGUCAUGGACUACCUGACCACAUUCACCUCAGCUCUUCCACAUACAGUGAGCUCACUGAUGCAGGGUUUAACAUACAACAACGAGGGCAGAUUGAGGUGAAGGGUAAAGGCCAGAUGACUACCUACUUCCUGCUGGGGAACCUGUUGGUGUCAGAAGACAGAAUCAUGGGAAGAGAGGAUGGAAAGACGUGUCUUUAUAGGGAGGACCUUCACAGCCAGAGCAAAACAGCUGGUGGUCAAGGAGGCUCUGUAGGACCUGCGGGACGUGAUGAACGUGGGUUUGCUCGUCAGGGGAGAAAAUGAGGAUGUCGUCCAGGUAGACGAGCACAAAGACGUUGAGCAUUUCCCGGAGAACGUCAUUCACCAGAGCCUGGAAGACAGCUGGAGCAUUGUUUGGGAGGUAAAGGGGCAGCUGGAUGGGCUGGGGGAGAGGCUACAGGCCGAAACUGGCCAAGGGGCUGAACAGGGAGGAAAACAAGUCUUUGAACAUUUAGCUUGCCAGCCAAUCACUCUCCCUGAAGAACCAGUCUAUAUGUGGGUUGUCCCAGACUGAGAAAUAAAUGUGUGUUAUCUGGGAAAGCUAGCAGAACAGACUUCAACACAAAAGGCGACAUCCAAGGCUAUAGCUUCGAGGGGUUUAGACGACUGACAUUUAAACCUAGUUCUCUAGCCAUGUUAAAGUCCAUCAAAUUAGCAACUGAACCUGAGUCAACCGAGACAGUUCAAUUCUUAGUCACAGAGAAAGAGGUGAGUAUAUCAUGAUGUACGGCUCACCAGCGGCGCUCUCAGUCACCGAUGAGCCCAGUCUUUUACUGGACAAGUGGCAAUGAUAUGACCCAACUGGGCACACCAACUAAAUACACAAAGGUGGACAGACAAUGAGACACAGGUAAUCAAAAAGGGCUUGGGGACUAGAUGUUACAUACGUUCAGCCAGCGUUGUUUAGAGAUGCU